Molecule: messenger RNA, 964 nt
Organism: Meleagris gallopavo (turkey)
Lineage: Eukaryota; Metazoa; Chordata; Aves; Galliformes; Phasianidae
Source: RefSeq, a predicted model, not a curated record
CACCAAGCACUGCUCACGCUCACCCUGCUUGUUCUUCUCCUGCAGCAACAGGCACUGAAUGAUGGCAUGGCGUGCUUCCGCUGCCCUGUCUGUCAAGACAACACCCUGUUCCACAUUGAGAUGUCCAUCAUUGGGAUCCAAAUCCCAGACAGAACACCAGCACGGGAGGACAACCGUGCAUACGGACUUCUACAGAGGCACCGGCGCUGCGAUGCCGUCGUGUGCUUUUACCACGGAGGCAGGGAGCUGGCAGAAGAAGAGGGGCCCUGGCAGCUGAUCCUGUGCAGCUCCUGUGGAGCGGAGAGCACCCACCGACAGUGCUCCCACUCAAGCAUCAGAAUGAACAUGUGGGACUGUGACAGAUGUGCUGGCCUGGGUACCGCCUCCAGAGCCAUCUCGGAGCUCGCGGCACUCAGCACUGCCAGACAGCAGAGCCUGGAGUCAUCCCACAGCCCCCAGGAGCCUGAGGACAGCUGCUCCGGCCCCAACAGCCAGGCAGCGUCCGGGCCAUCACAUAGGUCCCAGCUGCCGGAGCUCAGCUGCCAGACCAGUGAGCUGGGGACAAUCUGCUCCCAUAUUCCUGACCAUCAGGGGACAGUGGAGCAGCACCACGCACAGCAUGGGAGCAGCCAUACACCCACCCCAGCCAUUGAAAGCAGCUCCCGCGUCUCCACCAGACGGGGCAGAUCGGGAUCCUCCAGAGCAGCCACAGCAGCUGCGCGCAGGAGGCGUCCCAGGCAGCGGAGAACAAGGAGCGCACGAAGCCGCUCCCCGCUGCAAGGUCGGGCCCCAGGAUCCCAGAGCCGGACCAGAAGACCUCGAGGCAGCAGGCGAACACCAUCUCCAGCUGCUCAGAGCAGAACCCGCAGCACCACCAGAGCGGCAACGCAGAGGUCCGUGAGGGCUCCCCAGCGUUCACGCACUGCGGACCGGCCCAGGCAGCCACGGCAGGCCCGCACGCGAA